Exophiala xenobiotica is the source of this 1023-nucleotide messenger RNA. RefSeq lists its product as uncharacterized. The record is from RefSeq and is a predicted model, not a curated record. Gene Ontology annotation, molecular function: hydrolase activity. NCBI's taxonomy places the organism in Eukaryota, Fungi, Ascomycota, Eurotiomycetes, Chaetothyriales, Herpotrichiellaceae. The coding region runs from base 1 to 1023 and encodes 340 amino acids. The transcript has a single exon.
AUGGCGACGCCCUCAAGCCUUCAAUACACGUCCCUGCCAGCACGAGCGGAAAAGAUGGUGGCAGGCCAGCUCUUCCUCUCCGAAGAGGAGAUCAGAGACGAAGUUGCCAAAUUCGCUCAUGUCAAGCCGCGUUCAGAAAACAAAGAUGGCGAUACGGAAGUUCUAGAAGGAGCGACGUUCACACACCACUUCAUCUUGGGGCCGGGUGAUGGAGAAGUCAUCCGCUGGCACUAUGUCGAGACAGGUCCUGCGGAUGGUGAAGUGAUUGUCUUCCUUCACGGCAUUCCUGAUGCAUGGUAUCAGUGGCAUAUGCAGAUGGCCAAACUCUCGGCGACGUUUCGAUGCAUCGCCCCGGAUCUGAAAGGCUAUGGGCAGUCUGACAAGAAGCCAGGCGACUACCGCCACGAAGGAGCGGGAGAACAACUCUUCGCCAUGCUGCAAUUGAUCAGCGGUCUCGAGCGAUUCAACCUCAUCACGCACGACCGCGGCACCGUCCAAGCGGACUUUAUCGUCGCAAACCACCCCGACCAUGUGCUACGCUAUGCGCGUGGUGAGCAGCACCUGUUUCAUUUCCACCCUUCCCUGGCGCCCCAGGGCGAUCUUUUCAUGGAUGCCCCUUACAACGGAAUCCUGGACGACCCGAGGAAACUCAUCGUGUGGGCCCAUGCAAGCCUGGGAACAAGACAGCUCCCCCGGCAUCAGAUUGAGAGAGCGAUCCAGGAGUUCUCAUACCCAGGCAUUUCCCGCGCCGUUCCGCGCUACUUCAACUCAUCUUCGUUUCGCUCCGAGUGGCUUCAACGCCGAGGCCGUUUGCUCGCCGCUUGGAAGUGUCCCGUGUUGAUUUUACAGGGGUAUGAAAGUAAGACUCAGCCCCGGGAGUUUUACGAAUCAAUCGGACCAGAACAUAUCCCCAAUGCGAAGACUGUUCAAGUCCAAUUUAUUCCCGGAGGUCACUUUUGGCCUAUGGAGUGCCCGAACGAAACAACAGAGGCGUUGGAGAGAUUCUUCAAGAGCCCCAGUUGA